AUGACUCAAUGGACAUUUACCCAAUUUGAUAACGGGGGAUUCCCGAACGUGGCAGCAUGGACUGUUUCCAACGCACAGGGAUCAUCUUAUCAGAUCCAGCUUGCGUGGCCCCUGAGCUGGAACACUUUACAGGUCUUGGCCAAGGUAAAUCUUGUUUACCUUGUUGACGGAAACGCCGUCUUCGGAACUGCAUUGGAUGCUGUUCGUCGCCGUCGGCCUGUUUCACCCGAUGAGCCGGGGACUAUCGUCGUCGCGAUUGGCUAUCCCUUGACCGACAGGGUUUAUGAUCCUCGCCGUACGGUGGACUUGACUCCACCGUGCGAGAGUUAUGUUCCCCCCAACGGGCCCGAUGGCGAGGCCCAUCCUGAACCACAUGGCGGGGCAGACCAAUUUCUGUCCUUCAUCAAAAGGACUGUUGAGCCGUUCAUCUUAUCUUCGGUUUUCCCUUUCGUCACACCCGUCAAGACUGCCCUGUUUGGCCAUUCAUACGGGGGCUUGUUCGCGUUGCAUGUCUUGUUCACGCGACCGGAGAGUUUUGACACUUUCUUAGUGGCGAGUCCGUCAAUCUGGUGGAAUGAUCGGUUCAUAUUGACGGAAGAGGGCCGACUCUAUGACAGCCCUGCACUUCGACCUCUCCCUAGAGUGCGUCUUUCUUAUGGAUCUCAGGAACAGUUUCCGGCCCGUCGCCGAGGAGAAUCGCAGGAUGUGUACGAAAGACGGAAGAAAGGUGCUGCCCAGCGUCGUAUGACGGACAAUUGCGAAGAGCUGUACCAACGACUGACCUGUAAUGGCCGAGUGAUGUGUGAGAAGAGGGCGUAUAUCGAUGAAGAUCAUGGAAGUGUCAUUGCACCUGCGUUGAGUGGGGGGAUUUUGUUCUUUUUGGAUUCAGUGGAAGAAUCUCCUCAGCGGCCGAUGAGACCUUGA
Molecule: messenger RNA, 924 nt
Organism: Aspergillus aculeatus ATCC 16872
Lineage: Eukaryota; Fungi; Ascomycota; Eurotiomycetes; Eurotiales; Aspergillaceae
Product: alpha/beta hydrolase
Exons: 2
Coding region: 1-924 (307 amino acids)
Molecular function (GO): hydrolase activity, acting on ester bonds
Source: RefSeq, a predicted model, not a curated record